UGGCCUUUCGACUAGUAACAAGAAGCUACUAGCGCCGCCAUGAGCGAGUCGUUUGGCCACGUGCGGGCGCAGCUGAUAAGUGGCCAAGUAUGUAUGGUGGAAGGAAUUCUGCCGGAGACGACCAUCCUGGAUUUGAAGCAGAAGUUGAAGGCAUGGAAUCCAUCUGAAGAUGAUCUCACCCGACAACUGAGCUCCGUGCAACUGGUUGUUGAUGGCAAGAGGUUCGAGGACGAUGAGAUGGUGGUCGCAGCGAUUUCCCCGACUUCAGAAGUGCAGGUCGUGUUCACCAACCCCGCUGUGGAAUGCGCUAGCCAAAGAUGCUGCUGUUCAUGGGAGCUACUGGACGUUUGUAUCCCAGAAUCUGUAGGCAUCAUCGAAGAUCAUGCCUUCAAUGACUGCAGUCUCCUGCUACGCGUGAGCAUCCCCAAGUCAGUGAGACGGAUUGGAGCUUGCGCGUUCGCUGGCUGCAGUUCCUUAGAGAGCUUGGUCAUCCCGGACUCAGUGACUGCCAUUGGCGACCACGCCUUUGAAGGCUGUCGCUCCUUGGGCGAUCUGUCCCUCCCAUCCGUGGUGCAGAUUGGAUCCUUUGCCUUCGAGUCCUGCACCUCUCUCAUCAGCGUGAGCCUGUCCAACUCCUUGGUGAAGAUCGGAUGCCGAGCCUUCAGAGGAUGCAGCUCCUUAAGGAGCCUCACACUCCCCAAUUCUGUGCGCCUGCUGGGGUCCAGUGCCUUCGCUGGCUGCACGUCCUUGACCACAUUGGCCAUCUCCAACUCGGUGACAGAGAUUGACAGCAAUACCUUUGAAGACUGCAGAUCCUUGAUUAGCCUGACCAUCCCUGAUUCUGUAAUGCGGAUUGGGUCGCGUGCCUUUGCCGGCUGCAGUUCUCUGACCACCUUGACCAUUCCCAGUUCCGUGAAAGAGAUUGCAAGCCUGGCCUUUCAAGGAUGCGGCUCUUUGACCAGCUUGACCAUCCAUGCUUCCACACAGAUUGACAAAGAAGCCUUUGGAGGCUGUGAAGUCACAAAUCUACAGCUACUUGAGCCUCUGAAAGAGGAGGCAGAUCGUCCUUUGCACCCCGGAAACUUGCCGCGUUAAGGUGUGAGUUGACAAGGCUCUGUGAUGUGUGAAGAGAUCACCAGGUGACCAACAGUUCGCGUGACCAUUGCCCGAGAACAAAGCAAGUUGGGGCACCAAAAGGCAAUACUUCUGGUUGGAUGUCCCAAACAGGUAACAGCAGUGCAAAGCCAUUGCUUUCCAGUUGUGUGCCAAAAAAGAAC
Molecule: messenger RNA, 1277 nt
Organism: Durusdinium trenchii
Lineage: Eukaryota; Dinophyceae; Suessiales; Symbiodiniaceae
Source: the annotation of a GenBank genome assembly